Zygotorulaspora mrakii is the source of this 2538-nucleotide messenger RNA. RefSeq names its product DNA replication licensing factor MCM7 (gene MCM7). The record is from RefSeq and is a predicted model, not a curated record. Gene Ontology annotation, molecular function: single-stranded DNA helicase activity; single-stranded DNA binding; ATP binding. The coding region runs from base 1 to 2538 and encodes 845 amino acids. The transcript has a single exon. Gene Ontology annotation, cellular component: nucleus; MCM complex. Gene Ontology annotation, biological process: DNA replication; DNA strand elongation involved in DNA replication; double-strand break repair via break-induced replication. NCBI's taxonomy places the organism in Eukaryota, Fungi, Ascomycota, Saccharomycetes, Saccharomycetales, Saccharomycetaceae.
AUGAAUGCUGCAUUGCCCUCUAUUCAACUUUCUGUUGACUACACUACGUUACUAUCAGAAAUCAAUGAUUUUUUACUACAUUUCAAACAAGAUUUUGCAGAGACUAAAAAUUCAAAUGACGUUGAUAUAGACAUAGAUGUUGCUCAAGAGUUCGAGCAGAUAGGAGAUGGUCCAAAAUACUUAAAAUUUCUACAACAAGUGGCUAAUAGGGAAGUCAAUACCGUCUUUGUUGAGUUGGAUGAUAUCUUCCAAUAUCAGCGACAGAAAUUCAUAGAGAACAAUGGUUCAACAGAUCUAGUCGGCAAAAUUGAAGAAAACGCCAAUCAUUUCACAGAGCUUUUCUGCCGCUCGAUCUACAGUAUUAUGCCGCUACCCACAAAGGAGCUAAAUUACAAGGAUGACGUUUUAGACGUUAUUUUAAAUCAAAGACGGUUAAGAAAUGAGAGAACAGUCUCGGAAAGAGCCAAUGAGAUAAGAAAUGAGAGAACAGUCUCGGAAAGAGCCAAUGAGAUAAGAAAUGAGACUUUUACUGAUAUUGGCCAAGAGCCAUCAUCAAUGUCGGAUGCUCUUAGGGAAGUAGCAGAGGAGGAAUCGGAAUUGUUUCCGGCAAAUUUAACGAGAAGGUACGAUCUGUAUUUCAAACCACUGUCUUCAAAAUACGCUCAUACCAAAAAGGAGAGAAUACCUAGCUCAACGCCGCUCUCCGUAAGACAGAUAAAAGGCGACCAUUUAGGUAGGUUGAUUACCGUGAAGGGAAUAGUUACCAGAGUAUCUGAUGUCAAACCUGCCGUCAUGGUUGUGGCCUACACUUGUGAUCAAUGUGGUUACGAAGUGUUUCAAGAGGUUCAUUCAAAAACAUUCACUCCACUGGUUGAAUGCACAUCAAAGGAAUGUUUACAGAAUCAAACAAGAGGUCAAUUAUUCAUGAGUACGAGAGCUUCCAAAUUUAGUGCAUUUCAAGAAUGUAGAAUACAAGAAUUAUCACAGCAGGUUCCUGUGGGACAUAUUCCAAGAUCAUUAACCAUUCAUGUUAACGGCUCACUUGUCAGAUCUUUGUCGCCUGGGGAUAUCGUGGAUGUGACAGGUAUAUUUCUUCCAUCUCCAUAUACAGGUUUUAAGGCUUUGAAAGCUGGUUUAUUAACUGAAACCUACUUGGAGUCACAAUAUAUUUAUCAACAUAAAAAUAAAUUUGCAACUUUUGAGCUUUCACAGGAUGCUCAUAAUCGUGUCACUGAAAUGAUUGAAGAAGGUAAUAUUUACGAGAGACUAGCAAAGUCAAUUGCUCCAGAAAUUUACGGAAACUUAGAUGUCAAAAAGGCUUUAUUGUUAUUAUUGGUUGGUGGUGUUGAUAAAAGAGUUGGCGACGGUAUGAAGAUUAGAGGUGACAUAAAUGUCUGUUUAAUGGGCGAUCCCGGUGUUGCGAAAUCACAACUUUUAAAAUCUAUUGUUAAGAUUUCUCCAAGAGGUGUUUACACUACCGGUAAAGGUUCCUCUGGUGUCGGAUUAACUGCAGCUGUUAUGAAAGACCCCGUUACAGAUGAAAUGAUAUUGGAAGGUGGUGCUUUAGUCUUAGCUGAUAACGGUAUUUGCUGUAUUGAUGAAUUUGAUAAAAUGGACGAAAGUGAUAGAACCGUUAUCCAUGAAGUCAUGGAACAGCAAACUAUUUCUAUCUCUAAAGCAGGUAUUAAUACAACAUUGAAUGCGAGAACUUCAAUUUUAGCAGCAGCAAAUCCUCUAUAUGGUCGUUAUAAUCCAAGGCUAUCUCCAUUGGAAAAUAUAAAUUUACCAGCAGCUCUGCUAUCACGUUUCGAUAUUCUAUUCUUGUUGCUGGAUAUGCCUAACAAGGAAGAAGAUGAAAAGUUGGCAGAACAUGUCGCUUUCGUUCACAUGUAUAAUAAGCAACCGGACUUAGAUUUCACUCCUAUAGAUCCAUCUAGAAUGCGGGAAUAUAUUGCGGUUGCCAAAUCGAAAAGACCCGUAAUAGGUAAAGAAGUUAAUGAGUAUCUUGUUCAAUCUUAUGUCAGGUUAAGGCAGGACUCAAAAAGGGAAAUGGAUUCAAAAUUCUCUUUCGGACAAGCAACACCAAGAACACUGCUUGGCAUUAUCAGAUUAUCACAAGCAUUGGCAAAACUGAGAUUAGCGGACGCUGUUGAACGAGAUGACGUCGAAGAGGCUUUAAGAUUAACCAAAGUCUCUAAGGAAUCGUUAUAUCAGGACAGAAAAGCCGUAAGUCAUGAAGACGAAAAUCCAAUUACGAAAAUUUUCACAAUCGUGAAAAAGAUGGCUCAGGACACUGGAGAUCAGUUCAAGAAAGGUUUACAAUAUGAGAAUAUUGUGAAAGUUUUAAGGUCAAGAGGGUUUACAAUGCUACAGAUUAGUAAUUGUAUUCAAGAAUACAGUUAUUUGAAUGUGUGGCAUUUAAUAAAUGAGGGUACCACGUUGAAAUUUGUCGAUGAUGGGUCAAUGGAAGAGCCCAUAUCAGCAGAUAGAGCAGAGUCAAACUCUUAUGAUUCUGACACUGACAUGACAGGUGCUUGA